GCCGCGGCCGGAGUGGCCAGCGGCAAGCAUCACAAGAGUCGUCGCUGCGGCAACACCUGUGCACGCGGGCGGCACGUACACAGCGAACGUGUCAAGCCGAUGCUCCACGCGGCCAUGUAUGCAAGCGCUUUGGAGUGCUAUAAAACUGCCCAGGAGAAAGCGCUCUUGCCACCACAAACAGCCUGGUAGCAUAUCCGUCUCGUGGGACAUAGUGCCAACCAAACACCCACCGUGCGUGUCAGCCAUGUCGCUCAUGCCUUGGUUCGGCGGUGGCCGGGGAGGGAUGGACCCCUUCUCCUCCGACCUCUGGGACCCCUUCGGCGCUUCCUGGCCCUUGGACGCCGGCCGCCGAGGCGGCGAAGGCGGCAGCCGCGACGACGCCACCGCCAUGGCUCGCACCAACAUUGACUGGCACGAGAACGACAAGGAGCACAUCUUCUCCGCGGAGAUACCCGGGGUGAGGAAGGAGGACGUGAAGGUGGAGGUGGAGGACGGCAACGUGCUCAAGAUCAGCGGGGAGAAGACGCGGGAGGAGGAGCACAAGGGCGACGCGUGGAACCGCGUGGAGCGCAGCUUCGGGUCCUUCAUGCGCCGGUUCCGCCUGCCGGAGAACGCCAAGGCGGACGGCAUCCGGUGCACCAUGCAGGACGGCGUGCUCAGGGUCGUCGUGCCCAAGGACGAGCAAGCCCAGAAGCAGCGCAACGUCCGCUCCAUCGACAUCGCCUAAACGCUCCGCACCUACGCAUGCAGUCAACGGCUUCCCAGCGUGACAUGCCAUCUCCUCUAGUACCACUACACUAUGCAUGGCGGUGACAGUGUCUCUUAUUUUAUUGGCCUCUACUAGUAGUGGCUAAUCUGUAUCGUGUGUUCUAUUUUAGCUUGUCUGUACUUUAAGGCUUAGGCUAUUCUGUACGGUAGUUUAGAAGUGUGUUGUACUAUGGGCCAUGUAGCUGCCAAACAUCCAUCGUAAAAGGCAGUGCAAGGACGAGAAAUUUGGAAGAGCGGCAGGGGCAACAGAGAAGCACAAACAAUCGCUGCCAAGGACCGAAUUUUAAUUUUCAAAGAUUGGCAGGGGCCGCGCGAACGCGUACC
Molecule: messenger RNA, 1092 nt
Organism: Triticum dicoccoides
Lineage: Eukaryota; Viridiplantae; Streptophyta; Magnoliopsida; Poales; Poaceae
Product: 17.4 kDa class I heat shock protein-like
Exons: 2
Coding region: 119-727 (202 amino acids)
Source: RefSeq, a predicted model, not a curated record